This is a messenger RNA of Melampsora larici-populina 98AG31, 717 nucleotides long. RefSeq lists its product as uncharacterized. The record is from RefSeq and is a predicted model, not a curated record. The annotation marks the transcript as partial. The transcript has 3 exons. Lineage: Eukaryota; Fungi; Basidiomycota; Pucciniomycetes; Pucciniales; Melampsoraceae.
AACUAAUCGAACAUGCUUCUACGCGACUUUACUAUCCAGCUCAUCAGCCAGUCACCCCACCUCUCUGCAACACUAACGGUGGCGGACUUUGUCCGCUUCGCCUCUCUCGCUGCCGAAGUAGAACAUCGCGCCGGUGUAUCUUUACGUCUCACUCCGACUAGGAUCCCUGUACUACCCUUCCUCGAAGAGGCACUAUCGGUCCAAUUCCCCUUUGACCACCUCCAAGACUUAUGGCGAAUGACUUUCCCUUUCCUCCACGCGUGUCGAAUGGAUACCACAAUGACCAUUCGCGACCUUGGUCUCCAACAUAAUUUCACCACCAAGUUACCCGAAAGAUUCCUACGCGCACCCUUGUCGCACUGUGUCAUAUGCUCAAACAAUAACUCCCACGCCUUACACGUACAUACGCGCCUCAACGGAUACCUUCACGACAUCGACGGUGUGCACCCAGUGCAGACCGUCAUCCUGAGUUGUUCAAACCCACGAUGCGAUACCCAAUACAGGCCCAGUUAUUACACCCGCAACAGUUCUCGAUACUACUACACAAAGGCAAUGGGCCGAGAUGACGAUUAUGUCCAAGUCAAUUGUCAUUAUUACAUGACUACCCGGAUGGCCUACAUGUUCCACGUGCUACAAAUGCUAGGCCACGUCUCCCAUUUCAAUCUCGUCAACUGGUAUAACAUGGUAUUUGUAGAUGAGGCAAAUACCAAUCUUUUC